AUGGAGAGGAGGCGCAGACGGGCUGGUCCCUCACACGGCUCUAUGCUCUCUCUUAAUGGGCUAGAAGAUGGAGCCUGUGUAUGGACCGGCUCUAGCGCUGUCCAGUGUGGGAUGAGAGGCACAGCGCGCUCGGAUGCUGAUGCUGCUGAUGCUGGGGUGUUGGCCCGCUCCGGAAUGACAUUACAAUCCGGUUUGGGAGCACUGCAGAAGCGGGGAGGCUGUGGGUUUGUGCUCGCCGGGGCCCAUGUGAUCACCUCCUCCCGCCGGUCAGGUCAGUGA
Knipowitschia caucasica is the source of this 279-nucleotide messenger RNA. Lineage: Eukaryota; Metazoa; Chordata; Actinopteri; Gobiiformes; Gobiidae. The record is from the annotation of a GenBank genome assembly.